ACAGAGGAGGAGCUUGAACUUUCACCGGUGAUUGUGGCGGAUGUAGUAGACCAACAAGGAAGUUAGCUAGUUUGGGCUGGUACAGCUAGCUAGCAGGCUGUAAAAUAACGAAACUAAGCUCCAAUAAAUAAUUUUCCAAUUGGUUAUUUGUGAAAUAUGUCCAACAACAAUCGAGUGGAUUUACAGGAUGGAAACAUGUCACAAGCUUUGAGAAAAUGACGAGAUGACUUGCCUUACAGUGGCCUGGACAUUUGUGAUAUGUUAACGUUAAUCACAAAAGACAAGUGUGUAAGAUGGACUGAAGGAAUUAGUUAGCUGCAGACUUUUGAUAUGUUACUAGCUGUACAUGUAAAUAUAUGACCAAAAAGCACUGUAAGUUAUCUACAUAUCACUAGUCAACAUGGCCCUACAAAUAAGUUGUUAAUAUUUGCAUGCUCUGUCAUCACUUUUUAAGGUCAAUUCACCUGCACAUACAUUUGAAUGACUAACCACACAUAAACAGAGCUGAUCAUGUCACUAGCAAAGCAGGCACCAACGUGGUUCCCAACUCAUGUCCAAGCCACUGUUCUCCAAGCAACUGACCUACAAGCUAAGGGUAAGCACGGCAACAACGACGCCUACGCUAUCAUCCAGCUGGGCAAAGAGAAGUACUCAACAUCUGUGGCAGAGAAAACACUCAACCCAGUGUGGAGAGAAGAAGCCGCCUUUGAACUGCCUGGUCUGCUUCUGGAGGGCAAUCCAGAAAUCUAUGAAUUAUGCCUUAUCGUGAUGCACAGGUCCCUGGUGGGGAUGGAUAAAUUCCUGGGCCAGAGUACCAUCAAUCUCAAUGAUAUUUUUGAUAACAAGGAGCGAAGGAAAACAGACUGGUACUCCUUGGACUCCAGGCCAGGGAAGAAGAGGAAGGAGAGAGGGAAGAUCCAGGUCAGCAUUCAGUUCAUGAGGAACAACAUGACGGCCAGCAUGUUUGACCUCUCCAUAAAGGACAAGCCCCGCUCGCCCUUCACCAAACUCAAGGACAAGAUGAAGGGGCGCAAGCACGACGGUGGUCUCUCCGACACCACCUCAGCCAUCCUGCCCCGCUCCGCCAUGUGUGACUCGGAGACCCUUCGCCAACCCAGUGCUUCUGACCAUCAGCCAGAGCCCAAGAUCAAGAGACACCUACUGGCCGGCUCCCAUACGCUCUCUGCAGCCCGCUCCAUGUCUGACCUCAUUGGCACUCACUUCCGCCCCAAGCUGGACUCUAGAAACUCCAUGGAACAGCUGGAGAAAGAGAGUGGUGCUGCCCCUCACAGGCGCUCCCAGGGCGAGGUGCCAGGCUACCAGGACAGCGAGGGGCAAGGUGAUCCUUUUACUCAUAUCAGCGACGGCUUGCCGCAGAAGUACGCCACCCUCCCACGCAACCGCAACCCGUUCGAGGGGGAGCAGGGCCAGCUGUGGGACCGAGGGGAGAAAAAGGAGAAGAAGGAGAAGGUCAGCCUGCUGGAACGUGUGACCGGGAAGAAGGAGGGACGCAAGACAAACAACGGGGGGCGUUCGGGCAGCUCUGGAGACCUGCGCUCCAGCAACCCAUUCAGCAGCGACUCUCAGGGAAACACCCAACCAACCAACCCCUUCCUCUCACACAAAAAUACAAGCGAUAAAAAUCCCACCACUAAUGGAGACAUCCGAAAGGCAAGAGAGAACCACGGAAAGAAAAAUUUCACUGUGAGUGUCAUUAAACUAAUGAACAGCGGUCAUCAUCUGACCCGGCUCAUCAUUUGAAACAGUGCGAGUUUCAGUCUCUAAGGAGACGAUGCAGACGAGCGCAGCUUCCUAUAGCAACUUAUCUUUCGACGAGGUGGUGCAUGAGCUCAUCAAGCAGAAGGGGGUGGUGAAAAAGAAGGACGCCCAUAUCCGUGAACUGGAAGACUACAUUGAUAACCUGCUGGUGCGCGUUAUGGAGGAGACGCCGAGCAUCCUACGGACACCCUACGAGCCCAAGAGGAAAGCGGGGAAAAUCUCCAAAAAGAACUAGUGUCAAGGUAGAGUUAGGGGUUCCAACGAUAUGCUCUUGUUUCAGUGAGGGUCCAUCCUAGCCAUUGUGAAAUGUAUUGUGGGUAUAGAACAAAAAUCAAGAGAAGGGGAUUGACCCAUGCCAAAUCACCAUUUUUAUUUUUUGAAUUUUUAUUUUAAUAGGUUUUGCAUGCUUUGAUUUGAGUGUACACCAGUUUCCCCAUCAAUUUUAUUGGGAAGUGAAGUACACCCGACUACAUAAAUAUCUGACAAUUUGACUUGCAUUUUAACAAACCCCAUGGCUUUCCCAUAAUUAUAGAAAUACUAACCUGUGAAUCAGUUCAGUUGUUGUGUAAUGAUCCACUCAUCCUUUUUUUGUUUUUAUACCUUUUGCUCUGUUCUUUGCAUGAUAUUCCUUUGUUUUCCAUAUUCAGCCGAAUUGAAAGAAUGUGAAAUGGCAAUGUCUCACAGAUCCAUCAGAACACCUUAUAGCAGCGACCAGUGGGAUAAGAAACAAAACUAGUGGGUUUAUGCCACGCGUGACCGUUUCUUCAAGGUGUACACGUUUUCACAAUAGUUUAUACAAUAGACCUGUGCACUUUCACACACGUAUAACAUGGGGGGGGGGGAACACAGACAGCUUCUGAGGCGAUUGUGUGCACAUGGAACCACCAUCAAGCUAGAUUUGCAUUUUAACACUAAGGCCAUAAAAAUUUAAUUAAAUGUUUAAAGGAUGGCCCACUUCACUUUAGAAAAAAUUAAAAAGAGAUUAGGUCCUACUGAAGAAAUUGCAUGUUUUGAUCAAAAUAAUGCCCCCCCCCCACUAAAAUCACUUAAUCAUUUGAUUAGGUCGCUAGGGUGUUGAACUAAGGUUGCUGUAGUAUUUUAAAGGGGUUAUCUAGUACUUUUUUGUAUACUUUUUAGCUAGUCAUUCUAAAAGUAGCACUCACAAGCCAAAAGUGGUCCUUGAAAAUGGCCUUCGUCUCUCGCUCUGCUAUGUGUGCAUCAUGUGCAUCUUGCUAGCUGUCAUUCAUAUGGCGAGGUGCUAAAGUUAACUUGUUGAACUCGUGCUGCUAUAGGGGGCUAGCCCAUGUGGGGGGAAAUGGUAUAGCACAGUAUAAAGAAAAACUAGGGAUUUCAUGGCUAAUUGAAGAAAGACAGUAAUUCUGCUUAUAGAUUAUGCAUGUAUAAACUACUCAAUGACAUAUCCAGCCCAAAGUGGGAGGUUUAAAAGAAUACCGGAGCAUGUCUUUAAAAAAGGGGCUACUUAUUUUUUGUUUGUUUUGGCUUGCUCGUCUCACUUUAAAAAAAAUAUAUAUAUAUAUCUGUUUAAUGUUUAAUAAAAUAUGUAUGGCCUUAGUAUUAAAAUGUACCGAACACCGCGUGUUAACUUAUCACACUUGUGUGAAAAAGAAAAGUACAUAGUUUAUUGAAUAGGGUUUGAUAUGCUCAUUUGAAUAGAGCUGUAAUGACUGUUUACACUUCAGACCAAGAUGCAGGAUUAUGACACAAACUCUCACUUAGCCAAUCGGCCCUUUACACGCCUCUUACUGUAGGCAAGGAUUGUGUUGAUAUACUGGAGGUGUGAAUACAAUGUUAUCCGCCUGUCUGUGACAUUGAUCUGAGCCUUUUGGCAUUAGGAUGGUUUGGACCUCUCUCUUGACAUUUGCCAUCUUUGUACAAAAUUAUAUUAUUUAAAGUUAUUCUUAUGAGGGUAUGUACUAAGCACUACUGAAUUCUUACUCAAGACAUUGCAUAUCCAAACACAGAUCUGAAAACAAUGUGACACUGCAUUCGAACUUUGUGACCUUCCAGUGAAAACAAAAAAAAAUAGGUGAACACUGUAUUUUCUCUGGUCGAUUUGAUGAUAUAGAAUGUCUCAGCAUCGUGCUGGUGCAGAAUGUAAUUGAGUGGAGGCAAACUAAAGACACUGCUAUUGAAGCCUCCUCCAGUGUUUACACCAAAGUGAAUUCAUUCAACGAGCUGCCAUUGUCCAUCAUAUCAACUCCAAAGUCAUUGCUUUUGGGUUUGUUAUUUCAGUUCAUUUUUUUUUAUCAUAAGCUAGGUGUCCAUCCAAUUAGCGACAGAUUUUCAUUUGAAUAUUCAAAAAAUGUGCAUAAAGACAAUAUACAUGUUUUCCCACCAGAGAUGUUUCCAUCAAAUGGACUUGCGGAUAAAAGGCUCUGCACGAUGACGCAAUGCACAUAAAAAUACAUUUGGCGGUUAAAUUCCCAUGUACCGAAUACAAGUUAAAUGGGUUUCCACCGCAUUUUCAACUCUACUGAUGGUUUUCUCUCAGAAAGAAAUGGUGUGUUUUAUACACCGAGUGUGCCCACUCUGGUUUUGCGACAUGCGCUCUAGCCAACAGCUCACAGAUCCAGUGUGGAUACAGCCUACAUCAGGGAUGGGCAACUUUGACUGCGAUCAAAACAUUUGUGGCUCCCUCUUGACAGCGGAGAUAAAUUUGUGCGAUUCUACACAUUUUGCCAUGGGGUGUAGAGAAAAUGUUGCAGUUUAAAAGCAAGUUUGCUGCAAUUCUACACAUUUUGCCAUGGGCGGAGAGAAAUGUUUGCCGUUUUUAAUAUGAUAUGAGUGAGACUAAUUAAAUCAUUGGUGACCCCCCCCGGCCGGUAAUUCGACCAUGAUAAGUUUGCCAAGUUAGCUGCCCGCUAAAUUAUCUAAUCAACUUGUUUUUGUUGCUGACAUGGGUUAAGUGACUAUCAGUGACUGACAUAACAAGAGAGAAACUGAUGCACAACCAAGUUUCGAAAUUGCACCUUGUAUUCUACUAGUCUAACUCGCAACAGUAAAUUGAGACCCCGACUGAGUUCCUAAAACGUUUUAUCGAAAGUUGCCCGUCCCUGGCCUGCAGGAGAUUAUGGACAAAAUCAUGUCACCAGAAUAAGACCCUCGCUAUUUAUUUAAAAGGAGAAUCAAGCUCAUCACCUUGCACUUUCACCACCCUGUGAAGUUCCUCAUAAUGGAUUUAAUCUGUAGCCUAAUAAACUGCUUGCUUUCCUGACGAGUCAUAGUGGGAGGGCCACACGUGCCAUCGCGUGACUCCCAAGUUUACCUCGGUGUGAUGGUUAUUAUAUCAGUAUUUGCGCAUAAAAGAGUUUCCUCCGACAUUUCUUGCAUAAUUAAUUUCACCGACAAAAAGAUCCCACCUUGUCUAGCGUAUUUUGUUUUGUCGACAUUUGGAAAGUUUACCGACAAAUGUUCUGUUUCCAUCAAGCCUGUUACUCGCAUCAAAAGGUUGGAUGGAAACCUGGUUACUGACCCGUGAUGACUGUAUUUAUCUUUAAGGCCAAAUGCAUUGUAUGCCCUUUAUUUACAGUCAAUGUAUGGCCCAUACAUUGUCAUUCAAAAAUAAGUAUAAACCAUUGGUCAAUUAGUUCUAGCUUUACUUUACUGGUACUGCUAAGUGCAAUAAAUAUAAUUUAUCGACAUGUUUAAUAUUCAAUUGGUGUCCAUCUACAAAUUCUCUAAAAAAAAAUUAUAUCAUUAUAUUUUGUACUCAAUUCGAACAUGUCAGAAUGACAUCCGUUCUACACUUGUGAUCUGUCAUUGUUUGUCUACAGAGAAAAAUUGGAUUCCUUUAGGUACAAGUGGUUCAGUUUGUAGAUUUACUGAUUCUUGUUUGAAUUAUUUGAAGGAAAUAGAAUCACGGUGUGUUGCUACAUAGUAAUGCAUUUGCUGGCUGACUUUGUUUAUUUUGUUAAAAUGUUAGCCUUAGCACUUUGAUCCAUAAAUGAGCAGUGUAAUUGCUUUCCAGAAAGGUUAUUGGUAAUAUUUUGCUUGUAAUACACUGUACUAACACAUCUACAAAUCAAACUAUCAGGACAGAUUUUAACAAGGGCCUAUGUUAACCUGUUGUAAAAAAAUAUAUAUGUGUGUGUGUGUGUGUGUGUGUGUGUGUGUGUGUGUGUGUGUGUGUGUAUAUUUUUUUUUUUGACAUUUUGUAUGUUUUGCUAAAUAAUUUGUCAUACAGCCUUCAAACUGUCCAAAGUAUGGCCAAAAAUAUAAUAUAUCAUGACAGUUUUAUGAGAUAUGUUACCAUAAAUAGUUCUGACAGCAUAACAAACAGUAUCAGCUUGUCAAAAAACAGACCACUCUCAAUUUGUUUGUCUCCAUGACAUUUUGUUUCAAUAACAACACUGUUAUGACAAAUAUUUGUUCUACACAGCUUACACAAAUUCUGCUAUGACCUUUAAGGUUAAGUAUCAAUGUACAGUACCAGUCAGAAGUUUGGACACCUACUCAUUCCAGGGUUUUUAUUUUAUCUUUGUAAUAGUGGAGACAUAACUAUGAAAUAACACAUAUGGAAUCAUGUAGUAACCAAAAAAGUGUUAAACAAAUCAAAAUAUGUUAUAUUUUAUAUUCUUCAAAAUAGCCACCCUUUGACUUGAUGACAGCUUUGCACACUCUUGGCAUUCUCUCAACCAGCUUCACGAGGUAGUCUGCAUUCUGCAGCGAUACGCCAUCCCAUCUGGUUUGCACUUAGUCGGACUCUCAUUUGUUUUUCAGCAGGACAAUGACCCAACACACUUCCAGGCUGUGUAAAGGCUAUUUCACCAAGGAGAGUGAUGGAGUGCUGCAUCAGAUGACCUGGCCUCCACAAUCACAUGACCUCAACCCAAUUGAGAUGGUUUGGGAUGAGUCGAACUGCAGAGUGAAGGAAAAGCAGCCAACAAGUGCUCAGCAUAUGUGGGAACUUCUUCAAGACUGUUGGAAAAGCAUUCCUCAUGAAGCUGGUUAAGAGUGUGCAAAGCUGUCAUCAAGGCAAAGGGUGGCUACUUUGAAGAAUCUGAAGUAUUUUCUUAUUUGUUAAUUAAACACUUUUUUUGUUUACACACGUGAUUCCAAAUGUGUUAUUUAAUAGUUUAUGUCUCCUCUAUUGUUCUACAAUGUAAAAAUAAAGGAAAAACCCUUGAAUAAGUAGGUGUCCAAACUUUUGACUGGUACUGUAUGUGUUAAGCAUAAAGUCUCCCGCUGUGUAUGUUGUCAUAUUUCUGAGUCUACCAUUAAUGAGAUAUGUUACCAUAAAAAAAAAAGUUGCUACUGAACUUUCUUAAAACAGUGCUUUGUGAAAAAGGUUACUUUACGUAGUUAUUACUUACUUAUUCCACUGUCAGUAGGUAAAACGUAUUACUGUGUUACCAAAACGGUUUCCCUCUCUGAGUUUACUUGCUUUCAUGGAGCUAAUGUCAGUGAUGACAAACAUGUCUCACCUAAUUAGCAGAAAGUUUAUAUUCGUCACUUUUUUUUCUUUUAUCUGUACACUGUUGUGCCAUCUAUAGUGUUCAAUGGUGUUUUAGAUGAAUAGGAUUGUUACUCAAAGUUGUGCACUUACUAAGUGUAUGGUGACCCCUGUUGUGAACUAUGGAUACCUCAGAAGUCUCAACCAGUGAUGACGCUGAGAUGAAGUCACACACAUUUUAAACCAACUUUGUUGCUUCUUCCAGUCUUUUGUUUACUUAAAAAAAAAAAGUCAAUUUUUACAUUCUAAUUUCUAUAUUGUAUAUUUGUAUGGGUAAAGUAGGGUGAAAUAUGGUGUAGUAACUGAAUGACCACAUAUCAAGUCAGGAUACAGUCCGAUUUCCUGUUUGGAUGAUACAAUCUACAUUCUACAAUCUACAUAUCUCGUAGCUUUUUUUAUUUUAUAUAUAUAUAUUUUUAGUAACAAACACCGUUUCCUGCAAAUCCUCCCAAUCACAAUUAACUAGGACAUAGAGAAUUCAAUGGUAUUCCAUAAAAUGCCAUAGCUGCUUUUAGUAAAGCUUGUCCGAGCGAACGUCAAUGAGACCCACUUUUUAUUUUUUUUGUGCCUAUUGUGUAAAAAAUGUUAACCUCUAUUACAUUUUAGUUUAGUUUUUAUUCUUGUUGAUCUUUACCUGAAUCGUCCUACAUCGAAUGUCGUGUAGGUGCCAAAUUGUGCUUUCAUUCAUUAUACUGAUAGAAUUAGGUUUUUUUAAAUAUCAGGUUUAUCCAGACAAAAUACUCAACUUUUACAUUUUAUGUCCAUGCCUUCGUUGUGUCACUAUACAGCUAAUAUUCUGACACUUUCUCCAUGAGGCGGCAGGGUAGCCUAGUGGUUAGAGAGUUGGACUAGUAACCGGAAGGUUGCAAGUUCAAACCCCCGAGCUGACAAGGUUCAAAUCUGUCGUUCUGCCCCUGAACAGGCAGUUAACCCACCGUUCCUAGGCCGUCAUUGAAAAUAAGAAUUUGUUCUUAACUGACUUGCCUAGUUAAAUAAAGGUAAAACAUUUCUUUUUUUAAAUGAGUUACUUCCAUAGCACAACAUUGGUGUACUUUUACUUAGUCAAUUAUUAUCACACUGCAGUUAGCUUUUAUAUCAAAUUGCAUGUCAAAUCAUCUUUGCUUGAUGCAAUUUGGACACAUUCUGUUUAGAGAGCCAUCCCCACAGUGGCUCAUAUUAUAGUACAUUCUGAGAACGAAAAUAUCAGUAUUUGAUCAAAGUCCGGAUUGAUUGUAUAAUAAUACAGGCGGGAAUGUCUCCAAAUGCCUAUUCUUUGUAUGGUGGUGGUGUCACUAUACUUUUCCCUAUCUGUUUUUCCCUUAACCUUCGCUGCUGUUAACUAAGGUGGGCGCACGUUUUCACAAGACUAGCAUUUGAUUUUUUUAUACUUUUAUUCAAAGUUUUAGAUGUCAGGAUGGGUGGGCUUAUGGGUUUGAUGUAAAGAUUGGAUUGAUUAGAAAACUGUUUGAUUGUGAUACUGAGAACAUAUGAAUAUGGUGUGUAUGUUGGUAUACAAGGUAUUAUUUUGGGAACAACAAUGCAGAUGAUGUAAAAAGCAAAGAAUGGCACUGCUUGAUAUGACUGCUUCAAAUGCAUUCGGUGUAUGUAUUUAUUGUCCACCUCUCUCUCACACACACUUGAUAUGACUGCUUCAAAUGCAUUCGGUGUAUGUAUUUAUUGUCCACCUCUCUCUCACACACACUGUCUCCCCAAAAGCUUAUUAUUUUGGCAUGUGGCAUGGAUUUAUUUACAUUAAGAUCUUGGAGUGGAAAUGUGUUAGGAAAUGCCAGUGAUCCAUUGGAUAACAAAAUUGGAAGGCACAAACCAGAAUGUAUUGCUCUUUUGAAAUAAAUACACUGUACUUAUUAAAUAAAAUACCUGUUUUGGUUUUAAUGGA
Oncorhynchus kisutch (coho salmon) is the source of this 9149-nucleotide messenger RNA. RefSeq names its product rab11 family-interacting protein 2. The record is from RefSeq and is a predicted model, not a curated record. Gene Ontology annotation, cellular component: endosome; phagocytic cup. Gene Ontology annotation, biological process: regulated exocytosis. Gene Ontology annotation, molecular function: small GTPase binding. The transcript is spliced from 7 exons. Lineage: Eukaryota; Metazoa; Chordata; Actinopteri; Salmoniformes; Salmonidae. The coding region runs from base 511 to 1761 and encodes 416 amino acids.